Parasteatoda tepidariorum (common house spider) is the source of this 426-nucleotide messenger RNA. Lineage: Eukaryota; Metazoa; Arthropoda; Arachnida; Araneae; Theridiidae. The record is from RefSeq and is a predicted model, not a curated record.
AUGUACAGUCACGGAAAAAAGUAUCCGGAAAGCACAACAGAUGGUCAUUGUUUUUAUUUUAAGAGCGCUGGGACAUCUGGUCCAAACAUAUUACCUGGCGAUGUAACUUUUCGGGCUAAAAUGAAGGCACAUCCUGAAUUUAAGUUAGAGGGUCAUGAUUUUGUAGUUUCUAAGACCAUUCAUUUAGCCUAUGCUUUGACGGGAUGCGUCGUCGAUGUCACAACUUUUGACGGAAAAAUUAUUCAUAUACCUAUCCACGAUGUUGUGAAACCUAAGCACAGAAUUUGUCUUAAGGGAGAAGGAAUGCCAGUAAUAGGGUUUGCUUGCAGAGGCGACCUGAUAGUCGAAUUUGAAAUACAGUUUCCAAAUCGUCUCAGCGUGAAACAAAAAGAACUCAUAAAACAAGCUAUGUUUAACACAAGUUGA